GCAUUCAGCAAAUAUUCGUAAACAACAAUGAUUACAUGACCCAGAAAUUAUGAGGUAGAUAAACGAUAGGUGAUAUUUUGAUAGGACAUGCCGGAUGACACGUUCGAAAGUAAAAAUGUUUGAACACUAAAGAUUUCACACUCACUUGUAGAAUUUGGCAUCUAUCAAGUAAGAUUAUAUUAUAAGAGUAAUUGGUAUAUUUUUCAAAAUGGCCCUUUCAAAACCAGCCGAAUUUUUACAAAGUUUAGUAAUGACCUAUUUGGAACGCUUGAAUUCAAGACCUAUUCAAACAAAGUCAAUUACCAGUUGUAUUAUUGCAUCACUUGGAAAUGUUACUUUACAGAACAUUGCUGGAGCUAAGAUGAUUGACCAGGAUAGUGUUGUGGCUUUUGGAUUAUUUGGUCUCUUAUUUGGUGGACCAGUACCACAUUUUUUCUAUGAGUCUUUAGAAAGCACAUUUCCUGAAAAUUCAUCAAAAAUGGUUUUUUUAAAGUUUGGUAUCGAACGUUUAUUAUUUACACCAUUUUAUCAGUUUCUUUCUUUAUAUGUGUUGUCAAGAUUUGAGGGAAAAUCACAUGAAGAUACAAUGAAGCAAAUAUAUGCGAUUUACUGGCCUAUAUUAAAAGCAAAUUGGCAGAUUGUUUCAUUAAUACAGUUCUUUAAUCUAAAAUUUGUACCUCCAAUGUUACGAGUGUUGUUCCAUAACAUGGUUGGUUUCUUUUGGACUAUGUUUUUAACAUAUAAAAAACGCACAGAUGAUUUUAGACGUGCAAAUACUGUUAAAUAAUUAAGUUUGAAAAUUAUAAAAUUAAUAAUAUGCUUAUAUUUUUUUACUAUAAAUUAAUUUAUCAUGUUGUUUUAUAUUAUAUAUUUAUAGUUAUACUAAAUUUAAACUUGGGAAAUGCUCAAAUUGGUGGGUGUUAAAUUAAGACUAGAGAUCAAUGUUUUUGGGUUCAACUUUGUAUUACAUAGUUUAUAUUUUUGUACUUGUCGAAAAAAAGUAAUUAAAGAUUGUUUUUAAAUGUUAA
This is a messenger RNA of Melanaphis sacchari, 1028 nucleotides long. RefSeq names its product PXMP2/4 family protein 3. Gene Ontology annotation, cellular component: cytoplasm; membrane. The record is from RefSeq and is a predicted model, not a curated record. Bases 209 to 787 code for a protein of 192 amino acids. Lineage: Eukaryota; Metazoa; Arthropoda; Insecta; Hemiptera; Aphididae. The transcript is spliced from 6 exons.